Insectozyma verbasci is the source of this 1785-nucleotide messenger RNA. NCBI's taxonomy places the organism in Eukaryota, Fungi, Ascomycota, Pichiomycetes, Serinales, Debaryomycetaceae. The record is from the annotation of a GenBank genome assembly.
AUGGUUGAACAACAACCAUCAUCAAAUAUUAAACUACAUACAUAUCAAAAGGAGGAUUUUGAACUGGUACCUUCAUGUAAAAUUAAUUCAAUUAUUGUUCCAUGUAAAAAUACUCCAUAUGUUUUUUUAUACGGGGGAUUUGAUGAUAAUGAUUCAUUAGAUGGUAACGUUUAUUUACUAAAGACAGAUACAAUGAAAUGGGAAAUUGAUAAUAAAGUUCCAAAUUUAUACAGAGAUGGUCAUCUGGGAGUUUACUUAGGUAAUGGUAAUAUUUUAAUAUUUGGUGGUUUAUUAGAAGAAGAAAUUGAAAAUCCCAAUGAUUCAUUCUUAAUGAUUUAUAAUAUCUUUGAUAAGAAAUGGAUUGGACCACCUGAAUUUGCUUUAAAAAAUGCACCUACUAAAAGAUCAAGGCAUGCUUGUUGUUUAUCAUCUGAUGGUUUGAAAGUUUUUAUAAGUGGUGGAAUUUAUAAAUCAAAUGCAUAUAAUGAUUUAUAUUGUUACGAUUUGACAACUGGAUUGUGGGAAGGUCCAAUUGAAUUUGUUUCAAGAUUUGAUCAUACAAUUAUACAUUAUAAUGACAAGAUUUAUUCUUUUAAUGGGUUAGACGGUGAUAUGAAUCAUGUUAAAUCAAUACUGUUUUAUUCAUUAAAGACGAAACAUAUAGGUGAAAUUCAAAUUUCAAAUUGUAGUUUAAUCACACCAUUAUAUAAUGAUAUAAAAAUUCUAGAGUCAAAAUCGGAUCCAAAGAUUUGUAUAUUCAUUAGUUUGCCUACGUCAUCUACAAAGGGGUAUUUGAAAAUUGAAAGUUUUAAUUUUGAUACAUUUGAGACUCAAAAUUUGAUUGAUCAAUUCGGAAUAGAUCAGUUAAUACCCAAUCUGUCAAAUUUUAUAUGGAAGAGUGCUUUUGUAAACCAUGAUGGAAAGUUGUAUUUACUUGGUUCAAGUCGGAAAAGUGCAAACUUUGGUGGAUUAUCAUGGGAUGAUUAUGAAGAAGAUCAUGAAGAAUCAAAGAUAUUGACAAAUGUAAUGGAAAUAAAUAUUCAAAAUUUUGGUAUCUCAAAUCAAGAGAGCAAUAUCUCAUCUGAUCUUUUGAGAUUAUUUCAACUGCAACAAUAUACUGAUUUUGAAAUUGCUUGUGUAACUGAUGAACAAAAUAGAUUUAAUUUUGAGAAUAAUCAACCAUAUGAAACCAAAUCCAUAUUGGUACAUAAAUCAAUAUUAUUAGCCAGAUGGGCACAUUUUCAAAGAAUGAUAUCAGUUGAAAUGAAUGAAACUAUAGAGAAUAAAAUGUUUAUACCAGAACCGGUUGAAUAUGUUAGAUAUCUACUUUACUAUUUAUACUCAGAUCAAUUAGACACCUCAGUCAACUACGACAUAGUAGAUUAUUCAACCAUCGUACUAUUAUCGAACAUGUAUGAAAUUAGAAAACUAAAGGUAUUAAUAGUUGAAAAACUAUUUACUUUAUUUUAUCACUUCAAAACAGAUUUCAUUGACGAUGAUGAACAUGUAACUAUUUUACUUAUGCUAUGGAAAGACUUAACAACUACUAAUGAGACUAUCUUACUACUGAAAAUUAUAGAAUUUAUUAAAAUUAAAUGGGCAACAGUUACAAGAUCAAAUUCUUUUGCAACUUUAACAAAAUCUGAAAUUGUUAAAUUAUGUCAAGACUCAGCAAAUAAAUCACAAGAAACAUCAAGACGUGGAUCAGUUGAUACAUUAGAAUUAAUUGAUACACCAAAGAGAAAUACAAAUUCACCAUUCUUAAUAGAUUCACCUACUUUAUAA